Nicotiana attenuata is the source of this 1203-nucleotide messenger RNA. RefSeq names its product partner of Y14 and mago. The record is from RefSeq and is a predicted model, not a curated record. The transcript has 4 exons. Gene Ontology annotation, cellular component: cytoplasm; exon-exon junction complex. Gene Ontology annotation, biological process: exon-exon junction complex disassembly. Gene Ontology annotation, molecular function: RNA binding. The coding region runs from base 61 to 738 and encodes 225 amino acids. NCBI's taxonomy places the organism in Eukaryota, Viridiplantae, Streptophyta, Magnoliopsida, Solanales, Solanaceae.
AACAUAAGACAGCUCUAAUUGCUAGUAAAUGUGAUGAUUAGACAGCUGAGAUAGCUAGUAAUGGCGAGCAGCACAACCAGAGGAGGAGAAGACGAAGCGAAACAAAUGGCAGCUGAGCUAAGCAAAACCCUAAAAGAAGGCGAAAGACUUCUCGCACCAACGCGACGCCCCGACGGAACCCUCCGUAAACCUAUUCGUAUCAGGGCUGGUUAUGUGCCUCAAGAUGAAGUCGCCAUUUACCAAUCUAAAGGCGCUCUUUGGAAGAAGGAAAUGGAGUCACUGCAGGAUGUUCCGCCGGGGUAUGAUCCGGUGAUGGAAGCUAAACCUAAGUCUAAAGCUGCCAAGCGGAAUGAAAGGAAGAAGGAAAAGCGUCAACAGGCUGCAGUUGAAAAGGGUAAGAAUCCAGAGAGUGGUGAAAUCUCAUCUGCUGAAAAUUCAGUUGGCGUUCCAGAGCAGGUUGAGUCAGUUAUGUCCCAGAUAAACAACCUUGCGAUAUCUGCAAAUCCUGUUGUCCCCCCUUCAAAUUCAAUCGAAUCUUCUGCCGUGGGAGAUAGUGUGCAGGACAUUGACAAAAAGAUCCGAGCUCUGAAGAAAAAGAUUCGGCUGACAGAAGCUCAACAGCAGAAGACUGAGGAGAAGGAUAUGAAGCCAGAACAGCUGGAAAAAGUGGCUAAGUUGGAAAGCUGGCGAAAAGAGUUAAAGGUUUUGGAGGAUAAAAAGGAUGAACUGGAAGCAUGACAUCAUGAAUUUAAUUUUAGGCUGAAGAAACUCGUAGUUUAAGUUACGGUAGCCUGCUGGAAUUUUACCACUGCAUCAAUACACUCAACGCCAAAGAUCUUGUUUAAGGGAAAUGUGUGUUUAUUUUGUAAUUUGUGCACUAGUUAGGGGCAAAACAACAUAGGAUCUAAUUUGUGUUAAUUUUCAGGUAGUACUCCAUUUUUUGAGGACAUGGCUGCUGCUUGUUCUGAUGUGGUCCUUGAUUUCCAAAGACGUCAAAACUCUGAAGCGCUUCAAUCAUCUUUACAUAUUAAACCUCUAGAUUGAGUGUUCCAUCAACGUCAUAACUUAUUUUGCGAAUGAACUUCACAAAUUAAUGCCUUUGGCUAAAUUGAUCUGUUUCCGAAAGAUCCUGAUUCUGUCCCAAAAAUAUGUGAUACACUUUUCUUUUUGGUUUGGCAAAAGGGAAUGAUGCAUUUUUCUUUU